This is a messenger RNA of Ooceraea biroi (clonal raider ant), 4220 nucleotides long. RefSeq lists its product as uncharacterized. Gene Ontology annotation, molecular function: protein binding. The record is from RefSeq and is a predicted model, not a curated record. Gene Ontology annotation, biological process: melanocyte differentiation; double-strand break repair. NCBI's taxonomy places the organism in Eukaryota, Metazoa, Arthropoda, Insecta, Hymenoptera, Formicidae. Gene Ontology annotation, cellular component: nucleus.
CAUGCAUCUGUGUUUCUUAUCAGUUUUACAGUACUUGAUUCGUUCAUUUUACUGUCACAUUUGAGAAUCAUAAUGGUUUCAAGUCACGGUGAACAAGCUAGAAAUUGGAGAAGCUUAGAAAUAAACGGCAAUGCUUACAUGAUCCGUUCGACGACCGAGAACGAGUCGUGGAAGAUUCUGUUGACGAAUCUGACAGAAAUUUGGGUGGAGACCCUGACAGAUGAGACUAUGCUUCGCAAAUGUCAGACCUUGAACCCUCUUUUAACCCUCCAAGCAUUUGACUGGCGGGAACUGGUGGUGGACAUGUUGAACGAUGUUCCCAAACACACACGCACAUACGUAGCGGAGGCUUCUGCGUGUCGGAUAGAGCUGCAGAAGGAGAAGGACUUUAUAAAAUUGAAAUUUGCAUUGGAUCUUGUCAAAGGAACGGCCCAGCACUUUUGGGAGAACGUGACUAUGCCUGUUUGCCUGUCGUUGAUGGAGCUAAUUCGUCGGCAUGAGAUCUUGCUGGAUCUAGUCAAGCAAAAGGACGAGGAGAUUGCGGAGUACAAAGCGGAGGGGGCAGAAUUGAUUAGGAAACAUAUCGCUACCAAACCAUUCAGUGAAGAAUUGUUUCACGCUGAUGCCGCUGCACCAGGUGCCGAUUUUGCAAAAGCUUUCCAAUCUGCGUUCCAUUUUUACAAUACCAUGAACUUGUCUAGCUUACGCGUGAAGACGGAACUUAAAGUAUCUUCGAACUGUGCAAGCAGUAAUGAUGCCUCUGAGGUCGGUGGAAGCAUUUUACCUGAAUCGCCUAAGAGCGAAUCCGCACAAACGUCAAGAGAAAAUAAUUCGGGUAAACAUGAGCAGGUUUAUCCAAAAGUCGAGGAAUGUGAGGACGAAGCGGUUCCCUCAACCAGCAAAGCUCCAAUCUUGAAAUUAAGCAACACGUCUCACAAGAUACAGAAUCUGUAUUUUACAUCGUGUUCAAUCUCUCUCUGUGCGUGGCAUACGUGCAAGAUGGCGACCUACGGCCAGCAAGAUUUUAACAGGAGCGCAUUGACGCUUGAUUGUGGACGGGCCUGGUACACUGGGCAAAGAGCGGAAAAGAUACCCGGUGGGUUAGUGGGAGUCAUUGGACACGAUUGUCUCGGUCUGGAUCUUUCUUACAACGAGUUGAUCAGCAUUUCUGGCGUGAAGGAUUUCAAACGACUUCAGGAAUUGAUCUUGGAUAACAACAAACUCGGCGAUCUGAAAACUUUGCCCUGCUUGCCAACUUUAACCACUUUGAGUCUGAACAAUAAUAAGAUAUCCAACAUCGACGGAGCUCUUAACAGGAUAAAAGAGUGCUGUCCUAAUGUAGAGUAUGUGAGUCUUCUGAGUAAUCCCGGAUAUCCUGAUCAGCUAACUAAUUCGACAUCCAUCGAUGAGGAUGAUUACGAGCGCUAUAGACUCUACGCCAUUCACGUUUUGCCUCUGAGUCUCCGCUUCCUGGACUCCCGGCAAGUUACGCAGCAGGAGAGACUGAACGCUAAAGUUCGCGGCAGAUAUUCCAGGACGAUCAAGCUUCUUCCGGAACUGGUUCGUAAGUUCGUGCCAAGUUCGACGAACGCCAGCAACGAGUUCGACGACAUAUACUUCAACGUCCAUUACACGCCAUUGCCAAGUUCGCAGCGCAAUCCUCAGGAUCACAGAGGUGCGUACGGCAAGUGCAAGUAUCGAUACUCUGGCAAGAAUUCCGAAGGUAAUCGAUUCAUCUCGAACAACGAUCUUUAAUCGAGUAUUAAAACCUUUUAAAAUAUCUGCAUGGGAGCAAAAUAAUUUUUCUAGUCAGGUUUAAUACCGCCGAAGAUUAUCGAUCAGUGAUGAAAGAUUCUUUGACAAGACUCUUUUUUUUCUACAAGACAUUCAAAUCUAUGGAACGACCAUCGAUUAUACAAUAUUAGUAUUACCAUAACUGACAACAUGAUUGUGAUUGAUGUGAUCGUUGAAAAACAUCGCGUGUAAAUGUAUAAAACUUUUAUUAUCAUGUACACGACGACAUAUUAUAAAUAGAUGUCUCAUUUUCUAAGAAAUAAAAUUACAUUUCGUAACAUUAAGUAUACUGUAACUGGACUAACACAUACGUAGAGAGUAACCUGGAGACUUCUCGUCGAGAUAGAAAACGCAACGGGUAAUAAAAAUCUUCGACUUUCUACUGCUAUUGGUCCGUAAAUGCGCACGACAUCAUAAUUAUCGCAACAACACUGAAUUCAGUAUUUUGAGAACGUCGAAGAAUGCGUAUCUUUAUAUUUUAUGUAUAUAUAUAUAUAUAUAUAUAUAUAUAUACAUAAAUAUAUACAUAAAUAUAUAUAUAUAUAUAUAUACAUGUGUUAAUUAACUGAACACACGUAUCGAGACUCUGCGAAGAAUAAGCGAGUUAGAGAGAAUUCACAGAAAUCCAUUACACGAGGCCAUGAAUUUCUCACCUUCAAACUGCAGCUACAAUCGCUUACGUUUCUUUGAUUUUUAUCUUUUUUCAUUCCCAUCUAUCUUACCUGACGAGAUAAAUUAUUAAUCAAAUCAAUCGUUGUCUAUUAUCUUAAAAAACUAAAUAUUACAUAUUAAAUUCCUUAUUUCGAUUUGAAUUGCACUUUCGGUCAAUAUAUUGGGAAUGAAGAAAGAUAGUUGAAAAUUUGCAACUGUCCAGACAAUUUUCCGAAGACUUCGAAGAUCAAUUCAUGCACGCGAUCCUAACGUUUCUAACUGAAUUCUUUUAAUUCAUCCAUUUCUUGCAGGUAAGUCCCCAUUAUUCGCUCAUCACUCGAAUCUCUAUGUAACGUACGUUAAAGGCAGUUUCGUAAUAUUUUUGUUAACCCUGUUUGUAGGAAGAGCUGAUUAUUAUUACGCAACGGCUUACGAUUUUAUACUCACAAAUAAUCCGUAUAAUAAAUUCUUUAUAUACGAAUACGUCGUUUCGACUCUUCGAAUUAUCCUAAAAUACUCAAGAGUCAUACCUGCCUAUACUUGUGACAAAAUCUAACAGCGCAUUUAGCGCUAGAUGUGACUAAACGUAUUGAACAUUACAUCUAAUGUAGACAUAGAGUCAGAACAGCCACAUUUAACGCUAAACAUAAAUGAAAAACGAAUCACCGCGAAUAACUACCUUGUAAACUCGUUAAACUUAUUGCACCGUAGAUAUUUUUGCGGGUCUUCCACGAUCGCCUUGGAAUUCUCGAAAGAUAUAUAGCUUCUAUAUUUUUGGAUAGUAGCUACGGGAAUGGCGACCUGUUUUUCAGGAAUCUCAACGGCGAUGAUUCCGACUCGAUUAAGUAUGUAUACGUAUAUAAAUAUAACAUCUACAAGAGAGAGAUAAUGUAUAGUUUUUUUUUUUUCAAUUGAACGAAAGGAAGCGGUCAUAUUUAAAUCCCUUAAAUACGCCGUUCCUUCGCACAUCCUUUUCUAUUGUACACACUGGAAGCAUCUUUCUCUCCAAGAAAGGAAAGUGUUCACAACAUCCUUCCAACGUUCCAAACGCUGAGAUUGAGUUAUUAGUACUUUAUGUUACGAAGAAAGAAGAGCAAAAUGAAAGGAAAAAGCAUAUUUAUAAUAUAAUGAAGAUUCGAGUUCUUUUUGUGGUAUAAGAUGGUUACUUUGCUGCGCAAAAUUUUAUUUUAUUAUUUAAAAUUGUGUUCAGCAAAAAAUGCUUGUCAGAGAAAGAACGCGAUCUUCUGUACGAUGUUACUCUAAUAUUAAAACUAAGAAGUCUUAAAAUUUAAAAAUACAACUUCUUUGUUCAUUUGCUUUUUACAAUUUCUUAAAUAUACUCAAUGAAGAAAUAGGAGGAUAUAGAUUUAUCUGUUCUAGUACUUACAAUAUUUUGUGUUGGCUGUUGGUUUAUUAUAUAUCGCAAUUUUGUAAAGUAUAAAGAAUAUUUUUAUGCCAACAGAUUAAUUUUCGAAUUUGUUUUUCCCUGAGGAAGGAUAUUAAAAUUCCAAAGUACCUCGUGUAUUUUUUUCAACGUUUGGAACUUGGCAAGAACUUUGCUAUUUCUAACUUGUUAUUCGCAAAUAGCGAAUAAGUAAUACAUAUACUCAUGUAUAUGAAUGCACUGAUAAUCGUCAGUUGUUUGGACGGAUGCAUUUUGCUUAUCCAGUUUUGGCUGCUUUAAAGAUCUAACAAUAUUUCGUUAUGAAUGUCGUCGAUGUAUUACAAUAUUGCACGAAUUUUUGUUGCCUGCACAGCUUGCAUGAGAGCUUCCG